This is a messenger RNA of Haliotis rubra (blacklip abalone), 1494 nucleotides long. RefSeq names its product myoglobin. Gene Ontology annotation, biological process: 'de novo' NAD+ biosynthetic process from L-tryptophan. Bases 67 to 1203 code for a protein of 378 amino acids. Gene Ontology annotation, molecular function: metal ion binding; L-tryptophan 2,3-dioxygenase activity; indoleamine 2,3-dioxygenase activity. The record is from RefSeq and is a predicted model, not a curated record. Gene Ontology annotation, cellular component: cytoplasm. The transcript is spliced from 14 exons. Lineage: Eukaryota; Metazoa; Mollusca; Gastropoda; Lepetellida; Haliotidae.
CCGAGUCUCCUAUGAAGAGGCGACUCUCAGGAACAUCAGUUAGCACCAGACAACGGAACAGAGAGGAUGGCAGACAUUCAGCUCAGCAAGUACCAUGUGUCUAAGGACAUCGGAUUUCUACUGGAGCCGCUGCAGGAUGUUUUGCCUGAUUAUUUCGAGCCCUGGAACCGCCUGGCGAAGUCUUUGCCAGACCUGGUAGCCAGUCACAAGUUCAGAGAUGCCGUGAAAGAGAUGCCGCUGUUGGAUUCCUCCAAGUUGGCCGGGUACCGUCAGAAGCGUUUGGCACAUCUGCAGCUGGUUCUAAUAACAUCCGGGUACCUGUGGCAGGAGGGGGAAGGUGGGGCAGUGCAGCGGCUGCCGGAAUGUGUUGCCAAGCCGUUGUGGAACGUGUCCAACGACCUGGGCCUCAAGCCUGUCCUGACAUAUGGCGAUGUGUGUCUGACAAACUGCAAAGUCAAGAACGGGGACAUCGAAGUCAUGUACAAUCUUCCUGGAGGUGCCGGCACGGAGUGGUUCUUGAAGGUGUGCGGAAUCGUGGAGCUCACUCUUGGGAAAGGUGCCCAGUCAGUUCAGAAUAUACUGGAUGGUGCUAAGGCAAACGACAAGGCCAAGCUGACGUCCGGGUUGACUGAACUGACGACCGUCAUCGGCAACAUGCAGACUUCCUUGGCAAAGAUGAACGAUAAUUUAACACCUGAACAUUUCUACAACGUUCUGCGUCCAUUCCUUGGAGGAUUUGGUGGACCAGCCAGCCCCAUCAGCGGUGGACUUAUCUAUGAAGGUGUUUCAGAUGCACCAGUGAAGAUGAUCGGUGGUAGUGCAGCCCAGAGUAGUGCAAUGCAGCUCCUUGACAACCUCCUGGGAGUGACACAUUCCCCAGACAAACAGGCCUUCCUGGAUGAAAUCAGCAACUACAUGAUCCCCGCCCACAAACAACUACUCGUUGAUCUGACGAAAAUGCCGCGCAAAGUACCUCAAGUUGUGGCAGAAGCCAAAGAUGCCAAUCUGAGCAAAGCAUACACCGGUUGCGUUGCCGCCCUCACCCAGUACCGUACCUAUCACAUACAGGUCGUAACGAAGUACAUCGUGACAGCUUCAAAGUCAGACGCACCCAAGAGUCUCGCGUAUAAGGACACAGGUAGAUCAGAUCUCAUUCCUUUCCUGAAGGAAGUACGAGAUGACACAGAGAAGAUGCAGAAGUAAAUGGCAGCAGGAUGUUGACUGUGUGCCGAGAGUCUGUUUCCUGGCUUCACUAAUUCUGGGAGAAGGACAUCAGCAGUGACAACAUCCCACGCCACACUGGGGUCCCAUCAUAACGUAGCUGUCAGAGUGAUAUGGAUGAAGUUCUAUAUUAGUUCUCUGUGUUAGCAGGCAUCAUAGACCGUGUUUUGGAAGGCUGCAGAUCUCUCUAUGCUGCUAUAGAGCUUUUCACACGUGUUGUUUUCUUUUUAUAAAAAAUACUGACAAUGCAUUGUGUAAUAAAAGUGAAAGUUA